AUGUUCUGCACCCGGUGCCUGCGCGCAACGGUCGCGCGCCGCCAAUUCUCCUUUUCACGGCAAUUCUCAUCCUCCCUGCGCUUCUACUCGGCCGAACCUCAGCUCUCAACCCCCACCACCGACGCCGGCGAGGCUGCAAAGCCAGCUGCUGCUGCUGGCACGGCGCGAUCCAGCUGUCCGGAGGGAACCGUGCUCAAUGGCUUAAACUACAUCAAGGGCGGGCAGGACCCGGUCGCCAAGAAGGAUGAAGACUACCCGGAGUGGCUGUGGUCUUGCCUGGAUGUUAUGAAAAAGGCCGAUGCGGCUGAUGACAAUCUGGGUGACGAAUUCUCAAAAUCCAAGAAGCAACGAAAACUCGCAGCCAAGCGCCAAAAGGCCCUCGAGGCCAAGCUCCUCGCCGAAGGCAACCUCGAGGCCCUGGCGCCAAAGGUCCCGCUGCAGCAGCAGUCCGUCAACCUGCCCGGCGAGCAAAACGGCUCCGUGCUGGACAAUCUCGCCGCGCUGGAGAAGCGAGAGGAGCUGAGGAAGGCGAUGCGCAAGGAGAGAAGGGCCAAGAUCAAGGAGUCCAACUACCUGAAGUCAAUGUAA
Messenger RNA from Trichoderma atroviride IMI 206040, 588 nucleotides. RefSeq names its product mitochondrial 54S ribosomal protein mL54. Gene Ontology annotation, cellular component: mitochondrial large ribosomal subunit. Lineage: Eukaryota; Fungi; Ascomycota; Sordariomycetes; Hypocreales; Hypocreaceae. The record is from RefSeq and is a predicted model, not a curated record. Gene Ontology annotation, molecular function: structural constituent of ribosome.